Messenger RNA from Cydia pomonella (codling moth), 2693 nucleotides. It is a transcript of the gene nero, whose product is annotated as deoxyhypusine hydroxylase. The record is from RefSeq and is a predicted model, not a curated record. Bases 198 to 1109 code for a protein of 303 amino acids. Gene Ontology annotation, molecular function: deoxyhypusine monooxygenase activity. The transcript has 4 exons. NCBI's taxonomy places the organism in Eukaryota, Metazoa, Arthropoda, Insecta, Lepidoptera, Tortricidae. Gene Ontology annotation, biological process: peptidyl-hypusine biosynthetic process.
AUUUUUCAUUGUAUGGGCGAGUUUAUUUGUGUCUGAAACAGCUACAGCUGUCAUUUAGACAUUGACAAUAUUGACAUAUGACAGUUCGGUCCAAGCAGAAGUCGCAGAAUUGAAUUGAGAAUUCGCAGAUCGCAGAUGUUCAUUUGUUUAUUAGUCACAGACCACGUUUUAGUGUUUUCUUUCUUAUUACUUCUACGAUGGUGAACGUUAGUGAAUCUGCUGUUGAGAGUAUCGGCAAGGUUCUCAACAAUGCAUCGCGGCCGAUGAAAGAGCGUUUUCGGGCGCUAUUUACACUCAGAAAUAUUGGCGGCGAGUCGGCGAUUGAGCGCAUAAGCGAGUGCUUCGGGGAUGAAUCGGUGCUGUUGAAACACGAGCUAGCUUACUGUUUAGGCCAAAUGCAGGAUAAAAGAGCAAUACCGAUUCUGAGAAGCGUGUUGGAGGAUAAGAAUCAAGACCCCAUAGUGCGCCAUGAGGCUGGUGAAGCUCUAGGUGCAAUUGGUGACCCGAACCUUCGUGAGCUGCUUGAGAAGUACCAACAAGACCCAGCAGUCGAAGUAGCGGAGACAUGCCAAAUAGCUCUACAAAGACUAGAUUGGGUUGCAAAUGAUACCGAGAAAGAAAACCUAUCAAAGAGCUUGUAUGCAUCUGUGGACCCAGCUCCACCCAGCACAGAGAGUGAUAUUUCUAAGUUAAGUCAGACACUGAUGGAUGAGACUAAACCUCUAUUUGAGAGGUAUAGGGCUAUGUUUAGCCUUAGAAAUAUUGGUACUUCUGAAAGCAUAAAGGCUUUAGGCGAAGGUUUCAAAGCCAACAGUGCCCUGUUUCGGCAUGAGGUAGCUUUCGUUUUCGGCCAGAUGCAGGAUGAGCGAAGUGUGCCCUUCCUGGUCAAAACCCUGGAAGACACAAAUGAGCAUGAAAUGGUCCGCCAUGAGGCUGCAGAGGCCAUGGGCUCUAUUGCCACUGAAGAGUGCACUGAGGUUCUGAAAAGGUAUUUAAGUGACCCUCGGCCCGUGGUCCGCGAGAGCUGCGAGGUGGCCCUGGACAUGUCGGAGUACGAGAAUAGCCCCGAGUUCCAAUACGCCAACACGUUGCUUGCCGUCCAGGCGUGAGGACCUUGGCUGUAACGGCGAACCACGUUCGUUGGUUCAUCUAUUUGCCUUUCGCUCUUGCAUAUUCGAGUGAUUUGCGAGCGUUCGUAUUAGCCUUCUUUUCUGGACUAUUUUAAUUUUCGUUGAUGUAUGGGCGCGUCCAUAAAGGUGCGUCCAAAUCUAGCAAAUGCACCGCUAGCCCGCAAUUAAUUAUUUGCGAAAGUUCUGUAAAUGCUCGCAUGUAUAAUAUGCAGAGCGCGGGCAGUGUCAUAUGAAAUGGCGCGCUAGGGAAGCAUUCCCCAGAUCUGGAUGGGCCUUUAGAUUUUACGCAUCUAAGCGAGCCAAGGGGUUCUCGCCAUUUUUUUUGUAAUCUGAUUGAAAAAGGGAUACAAUUUUUGAUACACUAGUUCCAUACUGUAUAAAUAUUUCGUAAAAAAAGUCGCUAAAAGUAGGUCUUUUCUAACAACACAAUUAUGGACACUCUUUUAGUUUUAACUUUUAACCGCCUGCAACGAAUACCCAGUGUAGCUAACUUUCCACAAAUAUACAAAAUCCAGUUGAUGUAGGUUUAUGUAAAAAAGAAAUUGAGGAACUCUUAGCUUUAAAAAAAUCCAUCUGUCUAUUAAAAGCUGCUUAAGCUGCUACUGAUCGAAUGAAAAUCAAUAAUUUUGGGUGAUAUUCAGUCACACCAAUAUUUGCUGAAUGCAUUUUGACUUGGUACAUAAAUAAUUUCAGUCAGUUACAGUUUAUUAACGUAAAUAAAUGUGGCCAAUUAACCUGUCUUGUAAGCAUAUGAGAAUUGGAAUUAAAGGCCGUUGACGGCGUUGGGUCGGUGCAACCACCACACAGUCAAGGAUAGUGACGGAAAACUUGAAAUGGUUCCUUACAAGAUCACAGUCAUCGCUGGCAGUCUUAUACAUUAUUUAAAGUGCAGUAGGUACAGCCAGCAGAGUUUUUAAAAACUCGUAGCAUUUUUUUUAGAUCAAAAUACGGUUGCCAAAAAUUUUAAUAGCAAUCUCGAGGCAUUUCUCUAUAUACUAGUAACUUCAUCGAUUCGAAACCGGUUUUCUUAAAUUUUAACUUCGUUUUAUGGUCUAACAAACGCUAUGUAUUUUCAAAAAGCCUGCUGGCUGAAUCUGCGGUAUUUUAAGUAUUUCUUACAAUGUGACACCGGUGGCCUAGAACUAGUUAAUGUAUUUUUUCUUUAUUGAAAGCAAUAUCAUGUUAAGAUAUUACUAGGUAUUUCUUAUUUUAGAUAUUCAGCCUUAGUUAUAUAGAUAAAGAUGACCUUUUGUAAUACGCGUACAUGACUGAAUAAGUAUUAACCCUUUGAACGCUUUAUGUCAUAAACCCAAACGCUAAACUCCCGGGCGCAAGGGAGCUAAUGUAAACUUUACUCGAAUGUGUAAAGAUAACUUUGACAGCGUACGUCAUAACACCUAUAGUUGUCCUUGGCGCUUUGGGCCCGAAUAGUAACGACAUCUUUGUUCGCCACCGGCGUGGUUCUUGGCGUUCAAAAGGGUUUUGAAUAUUUGUUUUUGGAAACACUCAAUUUUGUAUUGGUCAAAGAAGUAUUUAUAAAUAAAUUAUCAAGUAAUGCUUAAA